This is a messenger RNA of Caenorhabditis auriculariae, 10092 nucleotides long. The record is from the annotation of a GenBank genome assembly. Lineage: Eukaryota; Metazoa; Nematoda; Chromadorea; Rhabditida; Rhabditidae.
AUGAGCCUUGCUCUGUUCUUUUUUUUUCCAUGUAGCGCUGUGGCACAUUUCAGUGUGAGUUAUUCAACAGUGAAACCGUUUUUCGUCUCGAGAUAUUUUCUGUUUCUAGUCCAUGCUCCUUUAAUAAGAUUUCGAAGUUUAACAUCAAACUCAGUGAUUUUCAAGGUAAAAUAGGUUCUUUUCAGAACUUUCUUCUGACUUUAAUGAGAAAAAGUCGGUCUCUCGAUUCAAAAUAACAUUGAAACGGCUUUCGUCUCGAGAUAUUUUCUGUUUCUAGUCCAUGCUCCUUUAAUAAGUUUAUGAAGUAUCCAGCUCCAAAAUCUUAGUGAUUUCCAAACGAAAAACGAAUUUUUCCAGCCCAUCGACCCUUCCUAUUUCGAGCUUCCUCCCUACCUACCUUUCGUCGAAAAAAGCUCGAUAACUGCUACGUGGGAGCCGAUCAAAUUCCGAGUUUUCUACGGGAAAACUGUGGACAGGUGUGAUACCUGUUCUUGUUCAUUCUUACUUUUAAAAAAGCUUUUAAAUUUGAAUUUCCCGCCAAGAAAUGUGUCGCAACUUUGUCCAGAGUUACAGAAGAAACAAAAAACUUAGGAACGCCUGAGUGGUCCCUUUAGGGGUCAGAGGAAAAUCAGUCCCUCAAGGGCUUAGGAGGCCAAUAAAGCGGUAUAAUGUCUGACUCCCCAGUCCCUAAAGCUCAAGUAGUCCCUAUAGGGGUCUUUUAAUUUAUUUUCCUUGUGUAGAGACGUGUAGAAAUUAAUAUAAUGUUUCCCUAGAGUGGCCACUUUUGGAAGAUUCAGUGCCCUCUGAAAGGAUCAGUAGAGAUAGUAGUACUACAGUACCCAAAGCUACCGUAGUACUACAGUAAUAUGAUAAGGAUCCUAGUGGAGUGUGUCCCCUCCUACAGUAAUACUACAGUACUAAUACAAUAAGACUAUAGUAGUACUACACUCCCAAAGCUACCGUACUACUACAGUAUCACCGUGGUAUGAUAGAGAUUCUAGUGGAGCGUGUUCCCUCUUACAGUCAUACUACAGUACUAACACAGUAAGACCAUAAUAGUACUACAUUACCCAGAGCUAGCGUACUACUACAGUAAUACCGUGGUAUGAUAGGGAUCCUAAUGGAGUGUGUUCCCUCUUACAGUAAAACUACAGUACUAACACAGUAAGACUAUAGUAGUACCCCAUUACCCAAAGCUACCUUAGUACUACAGAAUAUAAUGUAUUAGUACUGUAGUCUUACUGUAGGAAGGGACAUACUCCACUGGCAUCCUACAAGUACCAUACGGUAGCUUUGGGUACUGUAAUACUAAUAUAGUCUUACUGUGUUAGUACUGUAGUCUUACUGUAGGAGGGGACACACUCCACUAGGAUCCUACAAGAACCAUCAAGAGGAACCACUCUUCCUACAAAAAAAAGUCUAAAAAAUCAAAAUAUUCAGCCUCUCAUCCGCCGAGCAGACUUUCCUCAAAAAAGGCGUUCAAGAUACGAUUAGAUUUUAUGAAAGUUUUGCGAAAGUCAACCGCGACAGCGUUGGCCUCACGUUACCUUACAAGUUGGUCAAAAUUUUUAAACUUUAAAUAUUUUUCGAUUGAAGUUGUCAAAAGGCAAUUUGCCGAAAAACCGUAAAUUGCCAAAAAACGGUCGACCUCUUUCCCGAUGACGUCAAGUUUGUUGGGGUUAGUCUUGGAAAUUAUCCGUGGAGCGCACUUUCACUUGAAUUUUUGGCUCACCGAGCGUUCGAGCUAACAGAGUCUUCUGGGAAAGUUUUUAGUGGCCACUAUAGGGUUUUAACGUUUUAGUAGUCACUAUAGUAGCCAAAUUCGUGGCCACUUAAGGGGUUAAAAAUUAGUGGCCACUAUAGAGGGUUAAGUGCUACAACUAGACCACUUAGUGGCCACUUUAGGGGUCAAUGGAUCAACAUAACUGGUUGUUUUUAAAAUUAUCAAAGUUACUGGAAGGAAUACUGGAUGAAAAACUACUGAAGUGGCCACUAAAUAUAGAACCUCUAUAGUGGCCACUUUAGUGUCCCCUCCAAGUAGUCCUUGGCGAGCCUCUAUAGUGGCCACUAAAAAUUUUCCCAGUAACUUUGAAAAUUCAUAUUUUGGCUCACAAGGAGGUCAUUUUACUUUGCGGUUGGGAUUUCCCUGAAAAUUUCCAGUCGCAAGGUAAAAUGACCUCCUAUGUCAGGUAUAUCCCAAAAAAGUUAAAAAUAAUCAAUUUUCCUUGACCAGUAUUUACAAACUAUUUUUGAGAUCCUAAUUUCUAAAAUGAUUUACGAAAAUUUCAGAAAAAAAAUUUUUUAGUGUCAUCCGGGCCAGCCAAGAUGUACGGACAAAACGGUUCCUGUGCCCAUGAAAAAUGUGAGAUUUUCCAUUUUAUCAGAAGAAAUAUAUUGGCAAUUUUGAAGGUAGACAUGGUUAUUUUGGUUAGCAUCAAGUCUGGGGAUGGGACCACAGUGGCCACCUGUGCUCCCUGUUCUCGGGCCUUUGAUCGGAGGUUUUUUUUUCGCUUUUUUUGGACCUUUAAGGCUUGAAAACAUGUGAAAUUCGACUUUUUUUGGUCAUAUUGUUUUUGAAGUUCCUGAGGCUUUUCCUGCUUUUUUUUUUUGGACCUUCAAGGCUUGAAAAAAUGUAAAAUUCGCCUUUUUUCUGUCCUACUUUCUUUGAAGUUCCGGAACUGUAUUUUUUUUGCAAUUUUCGGGGCCUUUGAACUUCAAAAGGCCUUUUUUCCUGCUUUUUUUGGACCUUCAAAGCUUAAAAUCAUGUGAAAUUUGACCUUUAUCGGUCCUACUGCCUUCGAAGUUUCUUAGCUAUUUUUUUUUUUGCUAUUUUCGGGACUUUUGAACUCAAAGAAGCCUUUUUUCCUGCUUUUUUUAGUGCCUUCAAGGCUUAAAAACAUGUGAAUUUCAACAUUUUGUGGUUCUACUUUCUUUGAUCUUUCUAAGGCUUUCUUCUCCUUUUUUGCCUUUUUGCACUUCUAGGCUUUUAGAAGUGAAUAUUUCGAUUUUUUGUCAUUUUUGUCUUUUUUUUCUGUACAUUUUUGAAAAUUUCUGCAGAUUUUUCCAAUUUUUCUGUACCCCCGAAGCUUGGAAAGACAUACAUUUUGACAUUUUUUUGUCACACUACUUUUAAAUUUUCUGAGACAUUACUUUUUUCUGUUUUUUUGGACCUUUUAAACCUGUGAACUUGCAAAAUAUCAAUUUAUUGGUCCUUUUUGCGCUUUUUUUCAGGCUUUCAAGGUUGAAAAUAUAGGAUUUGACUUUUUUUUGGAACUUCAAAGCUUGGAAACACGUAAAAUUCGACUUUUUUCGGUCCUACUGUCUUUGAAGUUCCUGAGCUGUUUUUUUUUUGCUAUUUUUGGGACCUUUGAACUUUAAAAACCCUUUUUUCUGCUUUUUUAAACCUUCGAAGCUUAAAAACAGGUGAAAUUCGACUUUUUUCUGUCCUACUACUUUUGAAGUUUUUGAGGUUUUUCUCUUGGGUUUUUUUGGACCUUUAAGGCUUGAAAAAAUGUAAAAUUACACAUUUUCUGGUUCUACUUUUUUUUUUCGCUUUUUUUGCUUUUUUCAAAACAUUCAAGCAUGAAAACCUGUAUAAUUUGAAUUUUUUUUUAAGUCCAUUUACCUUUAAACUUUCUGAAGAACUUCUCCGAGUUUUUUUAGACUUUAAAGCUUGAAAAAGACAUAAAAUUUGACUUUUUUCGGGUCUUUUGAGAUUUCUUAAUGCCUCUAUUGUCAUUUUUUUGGACUUUUUGAAGUAUGAAAAAAAUUAUAGAAUUUUACCUUUUUUUGGCCCUAAAAGCGCUCAUUUUUCUCGCUUUUUGGACCUUUGAAGCUUGAGAAGAUGAUAAAUUUGACUUUUUAUUGGUCUAUUAUUUUUUUAAAUUUUCAUUAUUUUUUUCCUUUUUUUCGGCUUUUUAAAGCAUAGGAGAAUGUAAAAUUCCACUUUUUUGACUAGAUUAUUUUUGAAUUUUCUGAUUUUAUGCCCUUUUUAGGACGUUAGAAGCUUGAGAAGUUGAAAUUUGACCUUUUUGGAGGCUUUUUUGCGUUUUUUUAAGUGACCUCUUAAGGGUUUUAACCUUGAAGAGUUCAAAAAUUCGUAAAAAUGUCAAAAACCGUGUUUGCAGACCCUCAUCCGCCCUACUUACCGUAUACCGGGAAUCGCUCAAAAAUUACAUGAGCCGCAAGAUUUUCGUAAGGACUUUUUUGUCUCUGCCCAUGGAUCCCCGCAUGAUUUUCCAGUCCCGUAGUGGUCUCUACGACACGAUUGUCCACGAAGUGGCCCAUGCCCUUUUUUUCCACGCCGAUCUGUACAAGGAUUAUGUCGGUUACGAUCAGAAGCACCUCAUUUCGACGACCCGUCAUCAGGCCUAUCCGGAGCUCGUUGGAAAGGCCCCGGUAAUCAUUUUUGGGCUCUCUUUUAAAGUUGGAAAAAAUAGCUCAAGUGUUUAAAGAAGCGUGAAAAACCGUUUGGGUCUAACUGCUAUCCAGAAUGUUUGAGAAAAAAAAAAAAAAAAUUAAUCUCCUUUUUUACUGACCUUUAACAGUUGCCUGCACUGAAAAAUCGCUAAAAAGAGAUAUCAAUAUUUAAAAAAAUAUAAAAAAAUGGUUGAGUUUAUCCCUUGAACUUUGAGUGUUUUUCACGAUUUUUCCGUUUCCGAGGAUUACUGUAAGUGAGAGUCCGCAAUUUGGCGUGUGCACUUUGCGUGUAUGCACAUUUUCCGAAUUUUUCACAUUUUUUUCUAAAUUUUUGCAGAAACUAUUAUUAUGACUCAUUUCUAAAAAAAUUUCAAAAUUUCAAAAAUUGGGAGAUCGACGGCUCACAGUGCAAACACAAAAAGUGCAGACGUCAAUUUGCGUACUUUUACAUACAGUACUCCUCGGAGAAGAAAAAUUCGCUCUUUUCUUAGCAUUGACUAUUUUUUGACAGAAGGUGGAGUUCAUCCGCUGAACUUUGAGUGUCUUUUACGAUUUUUCCGUUUCCGAAGAUUACUGUAAGUGAUAGUCCGCAACUUGGCGUGUGCACUUUGCGUGUUUGCACAUUUUCCGCAUUUUUUGCUUUUUUUUCUAAAUUUUUGCAGAAAUUAUUAUUCUGACUCAUUUCUAAGAAAAAAAUUUUCAAAAUUUCAGGUGGUCGACCUCCCAAUUUUUGAAAUUUUGAAGCUCAUGGUGCAAACACGCAAAGUGCAGACGUCAAAUUGCGGACUUUUACAUACAGUACUCUUCGGAAAAGAAAAAUUCGCUCUUUUCAUAGCAUUCACCUUAUUUAUGACAGAUUCACUCUGAUAGUCAAUUGCCAAAUUGACUAUCAGAGUGAAUCUGUCAUGUGAAAAAAUGUGUUGCCUUUGAUUCGCUACAAAAAAAUUUUUUUUCCUCACAGGACGAGAAAAUUCACGGAAUCACAUUCCGGAACACCUUGCGCGCAGCUAGGAAUUACUACGGCUGUAGCAGUUUGAAAAUGGUCGAGCUGGAAAAUAAUGGCGAUCCGGGCAGUUUUAUGGGCCACUACGAGUCGGAUUUUGCACCGGUAGGCGGGGAAACUUUGAAAAAAAGCCGCGAAAAGUUCAGUUUGAAACGAUGCGACCUGACGAAAUGAGCAUGAAAAUGUCGUUUUCGAACAUGUCGAUGGCUUUGAUGGAGGACUCGGGAUGGUACCAAGUGGACUACUCGUUGGUUUUUGAUUUACUCUGACUUGUCUGCGCCCUCUUUUCCCUCAUAGCAGUAACAAGAAAAUAGCACUUGGAUACCAGAGUGCGCAGAGAAAUAGGACUGUUAUCGAGGGUUCCGCAAAAUGUUGGCCGCAUUUGGAAUGGCUCGAAGCCUGGCGGUCGCGUUGGGCCCAUAACCAUUCCAAAUGCGGUCAGGAAAAAGCUCAGAGCCGAUAUAGAACAACCAAAAAUGAUGAAAAGAGGGAAAAUGUUACAAAAAAAAAUGCCGCAUUUGAAAUGGCUCGAAGCGUGGCGGUCGCGUUGCAUCCAUAGCCAUUCCAAAUGCGGUCAGGAAAAAAGCUCAGAGGCGCAUAUAGAAGAACCAAAAAAUGAUGAAAAGAGGAAAAAGUCUCACAAAAAAAAAAUGCCGCAUUUGGAAUGGCUCGAAGCGUGGCGGUCGCGUUGCGCCAUUCUGAAGACUCAGUCUAACGAUUUUCAAUACGUUUUAGCGCAAAUUUGUUUUGAGUCGGUUGCGUUGGGGCAACUUGAUAUCUUAAUCUCAUGAUUUUCAAUACCCUUUGGCGCAAGUUGUUUCAAGUCGGUCGCGUUUUGAAACAGCCGUUACGCAGAGAGCCAAUCCAAGUGCGAUUUCUGAUAAUUUUUUUGCUUUCUGCGUUUUGAACUGUACCUAUUCUUAUUGCUUUUCUGAAAAUUUUCCGUCUCAAGUUUGAAUUUUUUUUUUAUUUGUUUCUGUCUGGCUUGUAAGGUCUAUAGAUAUGAUGUAUUCAUGGAAAACUGAUUUAUUAAUUGAUCUAUUGAUUUAUUGAUUGAUUUGUUGAUUGAUCUAUUGAUUGGUAUACUGAUUGAUAUAUUGAUUGAUCUACUGUUUGAUAUAGUGUUUGAUUUAUUUAUUGAUAUAUUGAUUGAUAUAUUGUUUGAUUGAUUGAUUGAUCGAUUUAUUGAUUGAUCUAUUGAUUGAUAGAAAUAUUCAGAAAACAUGAAUUCAUGGCUCCGCUCCCCGGGGCGAAAGGCUGCAACACUGUCGGCUCGUGUCAUUUACGUCAACUUGAGAAAAAAGAGUGGGUUUUUCGCUUCGAAAAGAUGACUUUUUCGACAUUUUUUCCCUUUGAAAAGGUUGUGGUCCUCCAAAAUGAAAAUAAUCUUAAAAAUUUAACAUAUUUUUUCAUAGAGCACAUUCCUGUUUCAACGAUUUCAAUUCUCACUAUGCGCGCGACAACAGAAAGCACUCCAUGGCGCAAUGUACCACUUGGAGGGUUCGAAAUCGAAAUUUAUAUUCUUUUCAUUUCCAUGCACCUUUUCCAGGUCUUCAAUUGCAAAGAUUACGGGACGAAUAUCAAGGUUUGAAAUUUUUGACAGGCUCAUGAAAGCCGUGCGCAGGUUUUGAAAAUAUCUCUGACUCUCCAAGUUUUAGUUAUCUUUUCAUUUCUCUAACGGUUAUUUUUGACUUUACAUGAAUACUCUUGAAAAAAGAGCUCUUAGGAAUUAUUGAUUUUUGAGGACCAUAACUUUUUUCCUUGACAUCCGCGGUCAUUUUUAAGACCAGAUAUGAAAUCAGCGUAAAAAACUACCUCUAGGAAACUUUUUUUUUGUCAAAGUUUUGGCUGUGUCGAGGCGGCGUCGCAACGUCGCGCGCGAUGUCGCGUGAGAUGUCACAAUGUCGCGUGCGAUGUCGAAAUAUCGCGCGCGAUGUCGAAAUGUCGCGCGCGAUGUCGCAAUGUCGCGUGCGAUGUCGUAAAGUCGCGCGCGAUGUCGCAAUGUCGCAGUGUCUUAAAACUUGUCCGAACGCUCUACGUACGCUUUAGAAACGUCAGAAGGGCCAUUUUUCAGAAAAAAAAACUUUUUUUCAAGCAGUUCAUGAAGCAAAACUGUAGUAAAACUGCAAAAUUUUUGGACUGCGAGAAAAUCUUUACUUUUCAAGUUCAAACCGGAAGUUAUUUUUUCAUACAGAACUACCGGUGCUUGCCCCACGUCGGCUCGACGACCGUCAAUCUUCAUGGCUCUUUUGUCCAGGACGAAAACGGAAAAGCCGUCAGCGAAAUGUCCUACGACGUUUCUGGGUGCUUUGAGGUGCCUUUUUGGAGUCUUUGCCGACUUUUUAAACUACUAAAAAAAUUGAUGAAUUAUACGUCUAUAAUUUAUUUUUUUCGACAGAAUUUCGAAAAAUUGUCUGAUUUUUUUAGAGACGAGGCUAGAAAUUGGCUUUAAAAAAAUCGCUGACCAAGUGAAAAAAAUCCCUAUAUUUUUUUCCUCUGAAAAAGUCUUUUCUCCAAGAAUUUUUUUUCCCUAAGUUCUCUCUUUAUACGAAACAUUUUAAAUUAGAAACAUUUUUUUCGAUUUUUUAUGAUAAAUAUUCUCGCAUUUUUCAAGGUAACUUGUGACCGCGACCACGUCGUUUUCAAGGCUCAAGGCAAAAAGUACGGAUGCAGAAAGGAAAAUGAAGUUAUCACUGUUCGAGAGGCAAUAAUACAAAUCAUAUUUUGAAGAAAUCGGGACUUUUUCCAGAAUUAUGACAGAAAUAAUCAGUGGCCUGCUUUCGGGACGACUCUCCUAUCGAGUGUGAGUUUAUAGAAAUUGGAAAAAUCGGAAAAAUGACAUUUUUUAGGCUUUUUCAGGACUUUAAAACGAAAAAAGGCUCAUGAACUUAUCCGAAAAAUCCGAAUAAAAGCUGAAAAAUGGCAUUUUUGAGGCAUAUUUUCAGGUCUUUGGAAUGAAAAAGGGUUCAUGAAUUUGUGGAAAAUUUGAAAAAAGGCUUAAAAAACUGAAAUUUCAAAGUUUUUGGAAUGAUAGUGUAGCCAGAUGAUAUACGAAAACGAGAGAGACGGUAAAAUGAAGAGAGGCCAGACGAAUAAAGAUUUCUGACUUCUCUAGAGCCUCUACAGCCGUUGUUGAUCUCUUGAUGGUCGGAACUUAGAGGCGAGAGAUCAAGAGACACCAGAGAAGUCGGCGUGCUCUCUUUCUCUGGACUCUCUUCACGUCACUGUGAUCUCUCGCUUUCAAAAAAUAUACCAGGCGAGAGAUCAACGAUAGCUUGAAGAGACGCCAGACAAAAGAAUUUCUCUCUUUCUCUAACUUCUCUUCGAGUCGCUGUGAUCUCUCGCUUCCGAAACAGGAAAGCAGACGAAAAACAGUUCCAGGCGAGAGAUCAACGAUAGCUUGAAGAGACGCCAGACAAAAGAAUUUCUCUCUUUCUCUGGCGUCUCUUCAGGAUGUCGUUGAUCUCUCACAUAGGCUCUACCUGUACCUAGUUUUCCAUAGAAAAGUUUGCAAACGAGAGAGCAGAGCCGCCUGAAGAGACGCUAGAGAUUUCUCUCUUUCUCUAGCGUCUCUUCACGCCGUUGUUGAUCUCUCGCAGUGUGCCUAGUUUUCAAUAGAAAAGCUUGGAGACGAGAGAGCUGAGUCGCUUGAAGAGACGGCAGAGAUUUUAAGUUUCUCUCUUUCUCUAGCGUCUCUUCACGUCGUUGGUGAUCUCUCGCAGUGUGCCUAGUUUUCAAUAGAGAAGCUUGUAAACGAGAGAGUAGAGUCGCUUGAAGAGACGGCAGAGAUUUCUCUCUUUCUCUAGCGUCUCUUCACGACGUCGUUGAUCUCUCGUCUAGGCUCUUCCUGUGCCUAGUUUUCCAUAGAGAAGCUUGGAAAGGAGAGAGCAGAGUUCCUUGAAGAGACGCCAGACAUUUCUCUUUCUCUAGACUCUCUUCAGGGCGCCGUUGACUUUCCGCCUUAACUUUCAUAUAAAGAUUCUAAAAAACUUAUAAUUUUUAUUGUAAGACUCUAAAUUUCUACAGAGCUUUGGAACAACCUACACGGUGAUCCGGAAAAUUCGUUGCCCGGAUUUCUGCAAGGUGUGCGAGUCACACCCUCACUGCAAAACGGGCCGACCCUUGAGAGCCCGACCUUUGCCUCCGACCGAGUCUCCGCCUAGUGACGCCGAAGGUCUGUAGAUGUCACUGAAGGAUGCAUGUAGAAUGGCUCGGGGCGUUGCGGUCGCGAAGCGGUCCAAGUCUGAAGCUCGUAUGGGGAUCUAUAACUUCUAGGGAGAACUAGGUCCACUGGAACUAGGUUUCAAACUUCAUCCAGUGUGAUAACCCAUCAUCAGAAAUGCGGACGCAACUUUUUGAGCCGUUCCCUGUAGCCGGGUUACGGUAGGCAGCCUGCGUAUCUAAGUGGUCAAGGGUUUUUACUAGGCAAGUGAUAUAUCAAUCGAUAGGUAAACCAAUUUUUAAAAAUUUUCAGUAUAUACCGUAACAGGUUACUGUAGAAAUUUUUUGAGAUACGGUAUUUUUUGUAGAUAUAUGUGUGUGAUCAGGAAAUUUAAGAGGCGAUCGGCUCGAUCAAAGACCAAGUGAUGAGUGUCUUCAAUUCCACAAAUCGUCUUAUUUUCUCUUCUUCUCUUUUCUCUCUCGUCAUUUUUCUCAUCACUGCUGUUUAG